AUGGGGCGAAUACUGUCUACCCUUGGAUCGAAUUAUAAGUCGUUCAAGGAUGUCUGGGAGAACAUACAGCCAGAGGAUCGACCGGUGAAUUUGCUCAUGGAGCGUCUCUGUACCAUAGAACGCCGAGGAAACAAAUCGAGUGAGCAGGCGUUCGCGGCUAAGGACUUUUACUCAUCAAAGAACAACAUCAAGCGGAAGAACGAGAACAAGAAAAUGAGAUUCUCGUGCAGGAAGUAUCAAAAGUUGCAACAGGACAGAUUCCUCUUGGAAAACUGGAUAUGCGAUAGCGGAGCAUCCGUGCACAUGAUGUCGAACAGAAACUAA
Molecule: messenger RNA, 324 nt
Organism: Galendromus occidentalis (western predatory mite)
Lineage: Eukaryota; Metazoa; Arthropoda; Arachnida; Mesostigmata; Phytoseiidae
Exons: 1
Coding region: 1-324 (107 amino acids)
Source: RefSeq, a predicted model, not a curated record